Schistosoma rodhaini is the source of this 611-nucleotide messenger RNA. The record is from the annotation of a GenBank genome assembly. Lineage: Eukaryota; Metazoa; Platyhelminthes; Trematoda; Strigeidida; Schistosomatidae.
AUGAAUGAUAAUCAAUUGACAUCAGCAACAACAACAACAACAACAUCUAACAAUACUACUGAUAAAACUACUUAUAAACAGAAUAUAACACAAUUGAAAUUAACAUCAUCAUCAUCAGCAUCAUCAUAUACUACUAAUAAAGAAUUAGAACAGUCAUUUAAUAAUCAACAAUCUAUAAUGAAUACAACACAAUUUCUUAGACAACGUGUUACUGAACAUUUAAUUGAAUUUUUAAAUUGGUUUGUAUUAUCACAAGUAAGUUAUGUAAUCAAAGAAGAAACCAUUGAAAUGUCAGUCAUUGAAUUAACUUGUCUUACAUAUUCAAUAUGAGUUGAACUCUAGUUGUCAUGAAUUCUGUAAGAGUUACAUCUUGGUACUAUUUACGAGUAUGCAUAUAGUUACCAAUACGAGAUUACGAAUUUGUGGAGAUUGUAGUAAGAUAGUUAUCCGCUUCAGACAAUUGAUGAAGGAUUGUGAAAGAUUAUGGAUUGAUUGAAGUUAGAGAUUACCAUGGACUGAUGUUGUCUCAGUGGUCUAAAUGUUAGGUGUUCGUACUUGAGAUCAAAUUCCUUUUGGUGUGGGAUGGUGGAUGUGCACUGUUAAGGAGCGCC